Molecule: messenger RNA, 561 nt
Organism: Oldenlandia corymbosa var. corymbosa
Lineage: Eukaryota; Viridiplantae; Streptophyta; Magnoliopsida; Gentianales; Rubiaceae
Source: the annotation of a GenBank genome assembly
AUGGCCAUCAUGACGGAGGAAGUGGAGGAGAAGACGAUGGAGAAUGACCACCUCAGCAACGACAAUGUCGUCGCUAGUGGUGGUGGUGGUGGCGGUGAUCAUAUUUUCAGUGAUCUAUCAUCAUUAAGUUGUAGUAUUGAUCUUUCAAGUUUUAGUGUUCAUGAAGGAGCUGAGGAACAUUGUAUGACUACUAGUCCAGCAGUAGAACAAUCUCCGAUGACGACGAUGAUGGACCCGAUCAUCGUCGCUAGUGGUGGUGGUGGCGGCGGUGAUCAUAUUUUCAGUGAUCUAUCAUCAUUAAGCUGUAGUAUUGAUCUUUCAUGUUUAAGUGUUCAUGCAGGAGCUGAGGAAUAUUGUAUGACUACUAGUCCAGCAGUAGAACAACCUCCGAUGACGACGAUGAUGGACCCGAUCAUCGAUUGGGAUUCCUUCUGGAAUCAACCCUUCGACUUGGAUACACCAUCAAUAUCUUACAGCAAUAAUUAUCAAACCCUUUGUCUUGAUGAUUUUGGCAUUGACUACUACUGGUCGCCGCUGCCCGGUUUCAUGCAAGUACAAUAA